Staurois parvus is the source of this 429-nucleotide messenger RNA. The record is from the annotation of a GenBank genome assembly. Lineage: Eukaryota; Metazoa; Chordata; Amphibia; Anura; Ranidae.
GGGAAGAAUGUUCCUUACAUUGGUGGUCAGUGGGAAGAAUGAUCCUUACAUUGGUGGUCAGUGGGAAGAAUGCCACUUACAAUGGUGGUCAAAGGGAAGAAUGUUCCUUACAUUGGUGGUCAGUGGGAAGAAUGAUCCUUACAUCGGUGGUCAUUGGAAAGAAUGCCCCCUUACAUUUGCGGUCAAUGGGAAGAAUGUUCCUUACAUUGGUGGUUAGUGGGAAGAAUGCUCUUUACCUUGGUGGUCAAUGGAAAGAAUGCUCUGUACAUUCGUGGUUAGUGGGAAGACUGUUCCUUACAUUGGUGGUCAGUAAAAAGAAUGUUCCUUACAUGUGUGAUUAGUGGGAAGAAUGUUCCUUACAUUGGUGGAUAGUGGGAAGAAUGCUCUUUACAUUGAUGAAUAAUGGGAAGAAUGCCCCUUACAUUGCUG